UCUAAAUUGUCCAUCAAAUAGUUAUGGUCUUUCUUCAAUACUCACCACCUAUCCUGUCGCAUCAAUAUUAUUUAAAUACAUUAAUCUUUCGCCGCCCUGUCUUGUACUUGCCCUGCUCUAUUGCUAUCUGUAAAAUUCAACAAAUUUUCUUCAUUUAUAUGGCAAAAUCUCAACACAGUUAGGUUGGGAUAGAAACCAACAAUAUAUCACCUGGUCCAUAGACUAGUGUUUGAUUUUCCAAUAAUUGGAUUGCCAAUCAUUUAUGAAACAUUGGGCAGGUUAAAGUAACUUAUCAAAUACUUAGAGGAUGUGAUGUGCAAUUCUCUUCCCUAUAAAUAAGAACACAGACAAAAAGGGAUUCAUUCAAAGAAGAAUAAUUAAGAAUAUGACAAACCUCAUGAUCUCUAGUAAAGUAGAAGCACUUCCUCCAACUUAUGUAUUACCAAUGCAUGAAAGGCCACUAGCUCCAGUUCCAAUUGUCAAGGAAAUUCCAGUAAUUGAUUUGGGCGAAGAACGAGCUGUUGUCGCUCAACAACUUGUGAAAGCUUUGGAACAAUAUGGCUUUUUUCAGGUAAUUAAUCACAGGGUACCAGAGGAUUUAAUGGAUAAGGCAAUGGAAGUCUACGAAGAAUUUUUCAAUUUGCCAGUGAAACAGAAAGAAAAUUAUGCAGAAAAAGCAGAAACACUCUAUACCAACAAUCCCAAGCAUCAUGCUUCAAAGGAGCAUAAAUACUGGAAGGAAGUCUUGGAACACAACUGCAAUAUUGAUGGACAAGAUAAACAAACUUGGCCUAGUAACCCUCCAACAUUUAGGGAGGUUAUUGGUGCAUAUUCAUCUGAAAUUAGAAAGUUGAGCAUGAUAAUCUUCGAUUUGGUAAGCAAAGGACUAGGCUUGGAGGCAGGGUACUUUGGCAAAGGUCAUGGGCAGAGAAUGUUUGUCAAUCACUAUCCAAUAUGCCCAGAUCCAUGUUCAACUUUGGGAACUGGUGGACAUUGUGAUCCUAAUCUUAUAACCAUUUGCCAACAACAAGUAUAUGGCCUUCAAAUACUCAAGAAUGAUGAAUGGAUUGGUGUGGAACCUCUACCUCAUGCAUUUGUUGUCAAUUUUGGUCUCCCAAUAACGGUAGUGACCAAUGGAAAGUUGAAAAGUGUUGCACAUCGAGUGGUGACAAAUACAACUCAAGCACGUACCGCCAUCGGUACUUAUUUUUGUCUGGCAAAUGUGGUUGAGCCAGCAAAAUCAUUUGUUGGUCCAGACAAUCCGCCACUAUUCAAACCCUUCAAAUGGGGCACUGAGUUUUUGCCACAUUACUUCAACAACAGAGCAGUAUACCACGCAGCAUUGGAAGCUUUCAAAAUCAAUGCUUAAUAAGAGUUUUUAAUUUCCACCCAAAUAACAUGAGAGAGUCUCUACUCAUACUACUUUGAAUUUCCACCAAAAUAAGAGUUUUUAAUUAAUUUACAAUUCCUAUGUAAUUUGUAACCUAGG
Messenger RNA from Solanum tuberosum (potato), 1489 nucleotides. Its product is annotated as hyoscyamine 6-dioxygenase-like. The coding region runs from base 386 to 1369 and encodes 327 amino acids. The record is from RefSeq and is a predicted model, not a curated record. Lineage: Eukaryota; Viridiplantae; Streptophyta; Magnoliopsida; Solanales; Solanaceae. The transcript is spliced from 4 exons.